GUGUUACAGUCAACAAAAGUUGACUUGUUUGUUUCUUCUAUAAUGAAAUGCGGUGUGAGGUUUGAACAGAAUUCCAUUCCAUUUGAUUUGAUUUUAUUCAUCGAUGAAAGUGAAAGAUCCCUUCUCUCCGUUUGAGCUCUGUUUCUGAAUCUAAACAAUAAUCAAUAUCUCUAUCUGAUUCCAUUUUAGGGUUUUAAAUGACCCAAUUAUUUUCACUUUCAGUUUGACAUGGAGUUCAAAAAGGCCAAACUAGUAAGAUUCUACUCGGAUGUGAAAAGGGUUAAAGAAGAAGGAACAAAGGUAUCAAAAUCAUACAAGGUAUUCCCAGAGGAACAUGAACCAUGGCGUAAAAGAAUACUUGACCCUGGUAGCCAGAUUGUGUUAAAAUGGAAUCGUCUCUUUAUAGUUUCUUGCUUGUUAGCUCUUUUUGUUGAUCCCUUGUACUUUUAUUUGCCUAUUGUCCAAACAACACAACGACCCUCUUCUUCCUGUCUGAAGACUGACCUGACAUUACAGAUUAUUGUCACCUUUCUUCGCACUAUUGCCGAUGUCUUUUAUCUAUUGCAUCUCAUCAUUAAGUUUAGGACUGCGUAUGUCGCGCCCAGCUCGAGGGUAUUUGGAAGGGGUGAACUUGUCAUGGACCCUGCUAAAAUUGCUAGGAGAUAUAUCAGAUCUCACUUCUUCAUUGAUUUUAUUGCAACACUACCUUUACCGCAGAUGCUCAUCUGGUUUAUCAUACCCGCUACACGGACACCUCAGACCGAUCACAACAAUAAUGCUCUUGCAUUCAUUGUCUUGCUUCAAUAUCUUCCAAGAUUAUAUUUGAUUUUUCCGUUAAGUUCUCAAAUAAUCAAAGCAACCGGUGUAGUUACAAAGACUGCUUGGGCAGGAGCUGCAUAUAAUUUGAUAUUGUACAUGUUGGCUAGCCAUGUUUUAGGGGCAUCCUGGUAUCUUCUAUCUGUUGAUCGUUAUACUACUUGUUGGAAAUCCUUAUGCAAAAAGGAACGUAGCCCUCACAGUUGCUUUCUCUACCUCGACUGCAGUUCUUUGAAUAAUGAUACGCGCAAGAUAUGGGUUAAUACUACAGAUGUGUUUAACAGAUGUGACCCCAGUAAUGAUGACAUUCAGUUCAAGUAUGGAUUAUUCGAAAAUGCAUUAACAAAACAUGUUGUCUCUUCAAACUUCAUAUCAAAAUACUUAUAUUGUUUAUGGUGGGGGCUGCAGCAAUUAAGUUCUUACGGACAGAACCUUGAUACGACCACAUUUAUUGGAGAAACGUCAUUUGCUAUUGUGAUUGCCAUCUUGGGUCUUGUAUUAUUUGCUCAUUUGAUUGGGAACAUGCAGACAUAUUUACAAUCAAUUACUAUAAGGCUUGAAGAGUGGAGGCUAAAGCGAAGAGACACAGAGGAGUGGAUGGGACAUCGCCAACUCCCUGAAGAUUUGAGAUUUCGUGUUAGACGAUUUGUACAAUAUAAAUGGCUUGCAACUCGUGGUGUUGAUGAAGAAACCAUUCUACGUUCAUUGCCAACCGAUCUUCGUCGUGAUAUCCAGCGCCACCUAUGCUUAGACCUUGUUAGACGAGUUCCCUUCUUCUCACAAAUGGAUGAUCAGCUUCUUGAUGCGAUAUGUGAGCGGCUGGUAUCUUCUCUAAGCACUCUAGGCACCUACAUUGUUCGUGAGGGUGACCCUGUAACUGAAAUGUUGUUUAUCAUUAGAGGCAGACUAGAUAGUUCUACAACAAAUGGUGGCCGGACUGGUUUCUUCAACUCAAUCAUAUUGAGACCUGGAGAUUUUUGUGGUGAGGAACUACUUUCUUGGGCACUACUCCCAAAAUCAACCAUGAAUUUGCCGUCUUCAACUAGGACGGUUAAAGCCUUAAGUGAGGUUGAAGCUUUUGCUCUUCGAGCUGAAGACUUAAAGUUUGUUGCUAACCAAUUUAGGCGCCUCCACAGCAAAAAGCUGCAGCACACCUUUCGAUUUUACUCUCACCAUUGGAGGACUUGGGCCGCUUGUUUUAUACAAGCUGCUUGGCGUCGAUAUAAGAAAAGGAUGUCUGCCAAAGAUCUCGGUUUGAGGGAAUCUCUUUCGUUCGAUGAGACAGUGGCCAGCGAGAGAGCGCAUGUAGAGGAGGAAUAUCCUACUGGUUCAAACUCGUCUCAGGCUAAAUUGAAUCUUGGGGUUACAAUACUUGCUUCGAGGUUUGCUGCUAACGCACGAAGAGGAGCACUAAAGAUGAAAGAUGAUUUGCCUAAGCUACUGAAGCCUGAAGAACCUGACUUCUCCACCGAAGCAGAUGAUGAUUAGUGGCUCUUUAGAGGCAAUUGAUUGAGUUAUUCAGCUGCAACAGAUAUUCUAUUCAGGUUGAUGGUGGUUCUAUCUAUAGGUAGCAUAAAUCAGCAUAUACCUCUGCCUUGACUCUUAUUGCCCAUGUUUUUGAAUGAUGUAUUUUAGAAAGCAACACAAAAAGGUGGAAAAACUGGGCUGAUGUGUGGGAAUUGGGGGGUGAUGGUGGUGGUGGGUUUUUAUGAUAUAGUUGCAUAUUAUUUGAAAUCUUCAUCUGAGAGUAGGUUGAUUAAAUCUGAUCGUGUAAUAUAUGCCUCAAACCCUGUUUGUUUGAAGGCCAAAGAAAGAAACUGUUUUUCUUGCUCUAUUCAUGUAACUGAUGGCCCUUAUCUUAUAUCUAUUCCGAUAUCUUAUAUUUAGUUA
Molecule: messenger RNA, 2706 nt
Organism: Medicago truncatula (barrel medic)
Lineage: Eukaryota; Viridiplantae; Streptophyta; Magnoliopsida; Fabales; Fabaceae
Product: cyclic nucleotide-gated ion channel 17
Exons: 6
Coding region: 229-2304 (691 amino acids)
Biological process (GO): potassium ion transport; transmembrane transport
Cellular component (GO): membrane
Molecular function (GO): voltage-gated potassium channel activity
Source: RefSeq, a predicted model, not a curated record